AUGAAGAUGAAAACUUCAGUUCACAGAGAAAUUCAAUGGGAAGGUGGACGCCAAACAUGAAGCCCCGCUGAAAAGUGCCCAAAGUGUUUGGAGUAAAGUCUGCGGGAGACUGCAAGAUCCCUUCGGUAACACUUCUGGGUCGAAAACUAUUAAUUGAACAGAAGAUGAUGUCUGACGCCAGUGAGAUGUUGGCAGCAGCCUUGGAGCAAAUGGAUGGGAUCAUAGCAGGCUCCAAGGCUAUGGACUACUCCAAUGGGCUUUUUGACUGCCAGUCACCCACGUCACCUUUCUUGGGUGGCCUCCGGGUGCUGCAUCUUCUGGAAGACCUGCGAGCAGCGCUGGAGCUCAUGGACAAUGAGGAGAGGGACAACCUGCGAUGUCAGAUCCCUGAUUCCACUGCAGAGGGACUGGCAGAGUGGCUGCAAGGACGAUUGACUAACGGGCACAGCUCAGAAGCAGUUUACCAAGAACGUCUGUCACGACUAGAGAGUGACAAAGAGUGUCUCAUUCUUCAGGUAAGUGUUUUAACAGACCAGGUGGAGGUGCAAGGUGAAAAGAUUCGGGACCUUGACACCUGCCUUGAGCAUCAUCGGGAGAAACUAAAUGCUACUGAGGAGCUGCUUCAACAGGAACUGUUGAACCGGACAGCACUGGAGACCCAGAAGCUUGAACUGAUGACCGAGGUGUCAAGUCUGAAGCUGAAGCUAACGGCUGUGGAAAGAGAUCACAGGGACAAUGAGGGCUUGUACCAGGAAGUAACGGACCUGCGGUUCAGGGUGACUGAUAUAGAGAAUGAAAGGCUGCAGUGUGAGAAGAAACUCAAAGCUACCAAAGAGGAAUUGCAGCUUCUGCAGAGGCAGCUGGAGGAGCGAGAGUUGGAGCUGAGGAGGCUGAGGGAUGAGAGCAGGCUGAAGGUGGAGAGCCACAACAGAGCUGAGGGAGGAGACCGAGAUAUAGAAAUGUUGAAGAUGAAGAGGGCGUUGCAGACACUGACGUCAACCAACGAUGAAAAGGAGAGGAGGAUAAAAGAGCUGGAGGAGUCGCUUAUCAAAUGCAAGAAAGUGCAGGAGAUGGUCAAAGAGAAGUUGAAGGAAGACGAUUAUGACGAUAUCCCAGAUGAUCCCUCAGUUCCUGGAGCCAUGGAGGUGGAUCAGGUCACCCUGGUGUUGGAGGGGGAGGCAGGAAGGAGCUCUGGCGAGUCUAUUCCAUGUAUAGCAGUGCUCUCUGAGAUGAAUGAACUGGACAGAGAACGUCAGUUACAGGCAGCAGAAAGCUCGGCCAGCAGCACUGACCAGGCCAAUAAUAAAGGUUCCUCCUCUCCGUCUAAAACAAACACCACGAGUGAUGAGAGUUUUGGUACCAAGAAAGCCCGCGCCUCUUUCGGCCGUGGAUUCUUCAAGCUGCGUGGGGGCAAGCAGACCGCCAGCGCUCCGAACCUGGCUGAAACAGAGCGUAAAGGCACAGAUCACCUGGACUUGGCCGGUGUUCCUCCACGGAAAUCCCACGACGCAGCUGCUCUGCCAUCCUCACUGGAAACCAAAAAGAAGUCCAAAGGCUUUAAGAGAUUCUUUGGCAGGCUAAAGAGGAGCCACUCUACCUCCUUCAACCUCGAUGAUGCAGCUGAGAUGGAGUUCAGGAGGGGUGGAGUCAGAGCCACAGCUGGCCCUCGACUCGGGUGGUCACGUGAACCGAAACACAAUGCUGUUGAUGUUCCUUUCUCGCGCUGGAGUAAGGAAGACGUUUGUGCGUGGCUGCAUGAGCAAGGCCUCGGGUUAUAUGCAGCCCAGGGCCAGAGCUGGAUCAAAUCAGGACAAACACUGCUGCAGGCAUCACAGCAUGAUCUGGAGAAGGAGCUGGGCAUGAAGCAGCCUCUCCACAGGAAGAAGCUGCAGCUGGCCUUGCAGGCUCUUGGCUCAGAAGAGGACGACCUGAAGGGCAAACUGGACCACAACUGGGUGACCAGAUGGCUGGAUGACAUUGGCCUCCCACAGUACAAAAGUCACUUUGAUGAGGCUCGUGUUGAUGGACGCAUGCUGCACUACAUGACAGUGGAGGACUUGCUGUCUCUGAAGGUGGGCAGUGUUCUCCAUCACCUCAGCAUCAAGAGAGCCAUUCAGGUCCUCCGCCUCAACUUUUACGAACCCAGCUGUCUCAGGCGACGACCUUCUGAUGAGAACAACAUCACACCAGCAGAGAUCUCACAGUGGACCAACCACAGAGUGAUGGAGUGGCUCAGAUCUGUGGAUUUGGCUGAGUACGCCCCAAACCUGAGAGGGAGCGGCGUUCAUGGAGGACUGAUGGUGCUGGAGCCGCGUUUCAACGUAGAGGCGCUCGCCCUUCUGCUCAACAUUCCUCCCAACAAAACCCUGCUGAGACGCCACCUGGCCACACAUUUCCACCUGCUCGUUGGCUCAGAGGCACAGAGGCUCAAACAGGACUGUCUGGAAAACCCAGACUACACCGUCCUCACCGCCACCGCCAAGGUCAAGCCUAGGCGCCUGUCAUUCGGUGGGUUUGGCACCCUGAGAAAGAAACGUCAUGAUGAUGGUGAGGAGUACGUCUGCCCCAUGAACGUGGAAAUGCCCAAAAGCAGCAGCUUCCAGAGGGGGGUCCGAAUCUACGAGGAUAACCUUGACCACCUGGAACAGAUGGAGGACUCUGAGGGGACUGUCAAACAGAUAGGAGCGUUUUCUGAGGGAAUCAACAAUCUGACGAGCAUGCUGAAGGAUGACGAGUUUUUCCAGGAGAUCUCAGUCUGCCAUCCAGAGGUAAACGUCGCAGAGACGCACGACAACUCCGACAUAUGAUCGACGCCGAGCUCUGUAAGCUUUGUGAAAAAAACUGUGCCAAUGCUGUUCUCAGAUACCCCCCCCACCCCACAGUAGCACAUGUGAGACCUCUAACUUUACAGUAUUUUCAGUACAGUACAGCCAUAGUCCCCAUGAUCUUAUAUAUUUAUUGAAGCUGCCAAAUGUAAUGCAUGAAAAUGCAAGAUUUUAUUGCAUUAAUGUACCUCCCUCUGCAUUUAUUUUAUUAUUCAAGCAUUUGUGUUGUUUUCAGUAAUCAGUGAAGUAAGCAUACUUUAAGUGUUUGUUUCUUUCCCCUUAGUUUAAAGACUCGCCCUCAGUCAGAUUAAUUUUAAUUUUGUGGUACGUAAAAGUUGUUUUAUGCCGUCUCAAACAUUCUCUCAUUUAUUUCUAGAUAGUUCAGGUGUUUUCACACCUGAAUGUUUGACCCAAGGUUCAUGUUUUUGUUUUGUUGUUUACAUUUUGAUUUGGUUAGUUAUGGUUUCACACUGCAAUUUUAUGAGCGCCUUAAAGAACUUUGAAUGACAUGCCUACAUCGUGUCUUCAUCACCUGUGUUAGUUGUGUCUUCCUGUACUUGGUAUUUGACACUGACUGGUUUAUAGACAGGCGUGUGUGUCUCACUUCCUCUCUCCCUCAUCUCAGAAAAUAACUUAAGUUUUAGUACUUUUAUUCAUUUUUUUCAAGUUGACUUCUGACUUUGUCAUCAGACAAUAAUAAUAAUAAUAAU
Messenger RNA from Lates calcarifer (barramundi perch), 3535 nucleotides. Its product is annotated as liprin-beta-1. Gene Ontology annotation, biological process: neuromuscular junction development. Gene Ontology annotation, cellular component: presynaptic active zone. Gene Ontology annotation, molecular function: protein binding. NCBI's taxonomy places the organism in Eukaryota, Metazoa, Chordata, Actinopteri, Centropomidae. The transcript is spliced from 25 exons. Bases 165 to 2807 code for a protein of 880 amino acids. The record is from RefSeq and is a predicted model, not a curated record.